This is a messenger RNA of Eurytemora carolleeae, 315 nucleotides long. Its product is annotated as tyrosine-protein phosphatase 17. The transcript is spliced from 3 exons. The record is from RefSeq and is a predicted model, not a curated record. Gene Ontology annotation, molecular function: protein tyrosine phosphatase activity. NCBI's taxonomy places the organism in Eukaryota, Metazoa, Arthropoda, Copepoda, Calanoida, Temoridae. Gene Ontology annotation, biological process: protein dephosphorylation. Bases 17 to 268 code for a protein of 83 amino acids.
ACCGGCAUUCUGGAGUAUGAUCUGGCAGUACGAUAUCAGGGUUGUUGUUAUGCUAACAGCUGUACUCGAGUCAUGUGGGAUAAAGUGUAACACCUACUGGCCUGACAUUUUAGGAGAUACGAGAAAAUACAAUGAUAUAAGCAUUCAACUCCUAGAUAUAGCGGAGGCUCCGACAUACGUUGUUCGAAAGUUUGAUUUGGGAAACAGAAAUUCAUCAAACACGCGGCCGAUAGUUCAUAUUCAAUAUACACAGUGGCCGGACAGGUAAAAAAGCAGUGGACAGGCAGGAGACAGGCAGGAGACAGACAGGAGACA